UUAAUACAUUCAAUAAUUUUAAGUGUGUGUUUUUAACUGUAUUAAACGACUGUACGAAGCGUAUUAGCAAAUUUAUUCGAUGUCGACAUUAUAGCCCUUGGAGGAUCGAUCGAGCUGCCAGCAGACGACGUUUUCUGACAGCGGUGGAGGAGGACGAGUAGGACCUAUACUAACGACUCUCUUACGCCACGCCCGUACCACCUCCGCCGCCCCUUCCUGUCCGCCCACGACAAUCAUGUGAGGUACCUUAAUCCGAAAAUAGAUCAUAGAUGCUCCCGCCCGUAUAGUUGAUCCGUAUUUGCGAUGACUAGUAGUAGGAGUCGUCAGGCCACACCUUCCGUUCAAGAGUGAAAGCAGCCUUCACUAUGGAGGACUAUAAGUUUCUUUUCAAGGUGGUGCUAAUUGGAAAUGCUGGUGUCGGGAAAACUUGUCUGGUGCGCCGGUUUACACAGGGGCUUUUCCCUCCGGGGCAGGGAGCUACUAUCGGCGUGGAUUUUAUGAUUAAAACUGUAGAGAUUGAAGGAGAAAAAAUAAAGUUACAGAUCUGGGACACAGCAGGACAGGAAAGAUUUCGUUCUAUUACACAGUCGUAUUAUCGAUCUGCUCAUGCCCUCAUCCUAGUGUAUGAUAUAUCCUCGCAACCUACCUUUGACUGUUUACCUGACUGGCUCCGGGAAAUUGAGCAGUAUGCUAGCUGUAAGGUCCUGAGAGUACUUGUAGGAAAUAAAACUGAUCGAGAAGAUCGGGAACUUCCUACGCAUGUAGGCGAAGAAUUUGCACAUCGCCACAACAUGUACUUUAUUGAAACUUCAGCUAAAGAAGCUGAUAAUGUAGAAAAAUUAUUUAUCGAAAUUGCAAAGGAACUUACGCAGCUUGUGCGUAGUGGGCAUUUUGAUAAGGAUAGCAAAGUUGGUGAUCUCUCUCCUCAAGAUGUAUCAAAUGUCACUCUACCUCCAACUAGGGAGACGCGUUCCGAGUUUGCUUGUUGUUCUCGUUGGAUUUCUUCAUCUACGACGUAGCUGAGUAUCCCUCAGAGGUGUUAAUGAGACGUGGUUUGUUAAGAAUUUUAUACUGGAUGAAUAAUGGUACCCUGGUUUUUUCACCGAUAUGCUUUUCACAGUAUAUUUUAUUUUUAUACUCUCCAAAUAGGCAUUUAGGUUCUCUCUAAGUUGCUACUUAUUUUGUACAAUUGUGUCUCAGUCGUGUAAGUUUUAUUUUUUCAUCCUGAAUGAGAAGUGAAUACUACUUCGGAUUCUUAUAUUUAUUUUAAGUUGAAUUUAAAUUUAAAUACUUGUACCUUACAACUUUUCAAAUAGAUACUCAUAUUUAAGUUACUGAUAUUAAGUGCUAAACAUGUGAAUGGUUGCAUUUAUUUUUUGUAGAUGUACAUUCCAAACCAUGCUCAUACGUUUUUAUUGUAAAUGGGAAUGGUCUUUUUUUUUUUUAUGGAAACCGACUUUUUACAGCAGUCAGUUUAGUAGCUGUACAAUUGCACCUUCACUCAUUCUGUGAAACUCUCUUUGUCUUGAUGUCACGUUAUAAACUUAUCGACUCGUAUUUGUAUGAACGUCUAAGGUAACUUAUCCUCAAAUUGGGCUGUGAUAAAGUAAUGAAGAAAUAUAAAGAUCAUAAUUAAAAAGCAGCUGUCAUAAGGUAUUGAAUACGAUUCACCGUAUUUUGUUUGCCUUAGCUAUAUUGGAAUAAGUUUAGUUAAAAUAAUUGUAUUAUUUUUAUGAUUGUUUUUAUUUUUUAUUCGAGUUAGUUGUGGGAAAUUAGGGGAGAGUUCGAGAAAUGGAUUAAUAGACCUUAUGCUUACGCAGUUGUCUGUUGUACUUGUACGUACAUGGUUGGGUAAGCUCUACACUGCACAUAACAUGAACUCUAUAUUCUUGGAAUUUACCCCUUUUAGAUUUAACAGUUUGUUUGAUAAGACUCAAGGAUUCAACUUAAUGUGGUCCAGUUUGAAAACUAUCGCAUAUUUCUCGGACUUUUACGCUUUUCUUAAUUGUUUUUAUCAACUUGGUAAACUAGGGUCUCAGGUUUGCCUGUACGGGCCUGUUUUAUCAUCGAACAUCUUUCUACAGCAAUUAAGAAGCAUUUUUAAUAUUUAAGGGAGAUACGAAAUGUAUUUGAAGUGGACAUUUGUUUUGGAAAAUUCCUUAACUUGUUUUCGUAUAAGAUUGUGUGGUACAUUCUAAAAGAUGAAUCUGGAAUUUGUAUAGUCGACAGAUGUCAGAUGUUGCGUACAAUUAUGAAAGGAGGCUUGUGAGAGAUAACUCUUCUGUUCAGUUUGUUGAUGUUUCGCAAUAAGGUACUCAUACAUGUGACUAUUUUCUAUCGCCCCUGAAAGAAACGAAGAAGUUUGUAGUAGUUUUACUGCAAAAAUGUUGAAGAAGGAAAUCAUUCCUAGAUAUUAAGGUGCCACUUGAUUUAUUUGUGAUUUGUUGUGCCAAAAGUUUAGUUUUAAUGUAUGCACUACGAUAUUUUACAUUUCACGUAUAAAAGCAUGAAUGUACACAGUUACAUACAUAGUCUGUUUUUUGCUGCAUGUAUUCAAUUCUGCUCUCUUAUUUUUUAAUAAUUUAUUUAUGAAACUCUAAUGUAAAGGAUCUAAAUUCUUGAUUCAAAUUUUUGUCCUCAUGUUGCAUUUUCUUUUUUAUCAGAAGUAAUGGUAAAGUUUGCAUUUAGAACCUUAUAUUCACUAAGAACAGUACCCUGUAGAUUAUUUUGCUAAUGGUUCUAUCUUGUAUAUUGUUUUCUUGGUCUUAAUAAUUUUACUUUGAGCAGUAGAAGUUAAUUUUGUACAUUAUUCACGCUGGAGUUAAUUAUUUUUGAGUAGACCUGUAAUUUCCUUAGGAUUUUCAUAAAAGAUUAUGAUAUUGUAAGCCUAUAAUGUGUAUCAUGAGAAUAAAAAAGGAUUUAUGAAAUCUUGUUUGGUACUUCUGCUGCAGUAGUAGUACUAGUAGUAUGUACUGCCACCAAGAUUAUGAUAAAUCAGGCGUUUUUAGACUUUCUGGAAAUAUGCAGUGAUUAAACCUCAACAAUGAACUUAUUUUGUCUAAUAUAUCAUUGAAUCUUUUAAAUUAAAGUUGGUUAUUUGCAUUUUAUGUACUUAGCAAUUUUUACUUUUUUAUUUCAUUGAUUAAAAUUACUAUUUAUGUUGGCUUCUCUUCUUUACGAAGACUUCAAAGUAUAGAAUUCCUUCAUUUGCCUUCAUGUGAUGGUUGUCAGCACAAAACUUCAUGAUAUAACUCUGUUUCACUGUUUAUGUUAGUUUUGAUUAUACCUUAUGAGCAGUGAUUAAAUGCAUCUGUAAACAAAAAAAAAAACAUGAACCUAGCACAGAGAAGUUUGUAUAUCAAAUCUGUGUUUGGACACUUAGGAUUUGUAUGGUUCCCUACCCAUAGGUAUUUAGGUUGAUUAUGUUUACAGUGUAUCGUUAAGAAUGUUCAUUGUUUUUUUUUUCCUGAAGGGAAGUUGUCAAAUAGCAGAUCUUUUCCUGUGGUUGCUUUGAAAUAGUUUUAUAGUUUAACUUCUAGAUGCAGUUUUUUGAAAUGUGGUACCCUGCUAUAAUUCUCUUUCAGGAAUAUGCCGUUUGAUUCUAGUCGUAACUGUGAACUUCCUUUUGUUUAUGUAGUCUUUAUUUUGUAAGCCGAUGUUACCUACAGAUAAGGUAUAGGCCAGUGCUUUAGAAUCAUAAAACUUGCAUUCUUAAAUGUUAAGUUAUUUUGGUACAUAAUGUAAGGUUUAGGUUUAUAAACUUGGUUUAUGUUACUUUUAAAUUUCUGUUUUGUGUUUAAAAUGAUUUUUGUAUUUUAUCUGUCAUUCAUAGUUCUUGUCAGCUUUUGAACCCUAGUCAUUAAGUAUUUAUGUUAUAUAGCAUUUACUAUUGUAUAUGUGUAGCAUAUAUUGCCAUACAAAUAUGCUACACAUAUGCUUAGAAAGUCCAAGGUACUGAAUAUUUAUAGCUUUUUUUCAAUAUCAUAUUGCAUUUUAUACAUAUGAGCAUUUUUUCUAACAGUCCUCUUAAAACUGGAUUUGUCUUCACUGACAUCAAUGCCUUUAGUUUGUAUUCUGUCUGUAGAAUUCUUUUGAUCAUUUUAGAUUUCCUUUUAACCUUGUUUCUGGUUGAACAUCGGUUCAUUACCAUCACCUGGUUUGAAACCCAAAAUAUUUCUGAUUUUCAUGUCAUUCUUAUUUAUCCAAAAGUUGCUCAAGAUAAAUGCUCAAAUAACUUGCUACACUUUAGUUUUCAUCAUUGCUUGUCCUAGUCAGGAUGUGAUUCCAUACCAUAUCUGCGUCAUUAUUCUGCAUUUUCUUAUGUAAGUGUAGAAUAUGUUGACCUUUUAAUCAUUUUCCUAAAUUGGUAAAUUACUUUUUAUUGUCAUCACCUGAAGCAACAUUAGUUACGCAUUAUCAUUAGUGACAUGAAUGAUAAAAAGCAUUAGUUUAUUCAGUUUCAUUCUAAACUUUAGCUUUAUUUCUGUAAUUUACCAGCCCAUUUUGCUAAAACUUUUGUUAAAGUGAAGCUCAAGAGAGUAUGUCAAGCUUUUUUUUUAUCUUUUUUUUUUUAUCUUCCUUUAAGGACUGAUCAGAUCUUUACCAGAAUAAUUUAUCUAAAUUUUCAAGACAUGUAUCACAUUUUCAAGACAUGUAUAACAUUGCACCUUUUCUUCUGUGAUGAAUAGUUACCAAUAUUCUUGGUACUUUAUUAAUUUCUGUAGCUUGUCACCUUUUGAUUUGUACUAAUUUCCAAUUCAAUUGCGAAUGUAAUGAUCUGACCUUUUCAGCUUCAAAAUGUUUAAAAUCACUCAAAGACCAACAAGUAUCCAUAUUUUCAGAACCUUUAUCCGUCUCUAUAGUUUGAAGAGAUCUCCCAUGUUACUCACGCACUACCACUCACAUUGUGACCAGUUAGCCAAAAAAUGGUAGUUCUUGAAAGAAAAGCUUUUGUCAUUCUCCAAGGAGAGCUUCGUACCACUAGGAGAAACCCCCAUUCCCAAUUUUGUUUUGAAUCUAUUGAUUAAAUGGCUCCUGGAAGUAGAUUCAUGCGGGAAAAUAAAUGAACUCUUCAUCAGAAGACGACCCUGUUUAUUGUAUAGCUGGUCAUGCUGUAAGGGAUAUUUCAUGAGACUAGUAAAAUAUGUAAUUAUUACAUACUUUAGAUUUUGUAUUUUUUCCUUUUAUUUUUCAUUAUCAUAGCUUGAGUUUGCUUUUACCUCAUUAGCUGCUAAAUUUAAGGAAUCAUAUUCUGUGUCAGUGACCUUUAUUGCCAGUUAAAUUAUUUUGUUUUACGUCCCGUCAUUAUAUUUACCCCUUCUUUGAUCUUUCCAAAUAUAUCACUUACAUCAGUCUUGUUCUUGGAGGCAAACUUGAAUAGUGCACAUGUUUUGAGUGUUGUCAUUUAUGAUCCUGUUUUUGUGCUUAUGUGGAACCGGAGUCAAUAAAAGAAUGGUUUUGCUUUUUGGCUUUACAUCUUCCAGUGUCUGCUCAUAUAUUUCUCCAGCAAGUAGACUGAAGGGAAAGAUAAAAGUGGCAGAAUUUCACAGAGGCCUCUUGCAUUAUGAAACGUUGGGAGGAGAUGGUGAAAUUUCAUCCAGUUGUACUAUAAUAGUUAACAUCAUUUUGUUCUUUUUAUGAGUUUUACGCAUUCUCUUCAAUUCAUGGCUUAUCAGGAAAGCUAUUUCUGUUUUAAAUUUUCUUAGUAUUUGGUUUUCAGUAUGUAAUUUUUAUCAAAUUCUGGCAGCUUGCAUGGUCAUGUGGGUACCAUAAACAAAAAAGAUUUGUCAUGGUUUCUUCCUCUAAUGUAUCUUUAAAGUUGCCACUUAAUGAUUUGGUUAAAGGUAAUGCAUUAUUCUUCUGCUUUUAGUGAAUUGAUUUCUUGGUAAGAUAUAAUUAUCAAGCAAGUCUAACUAGUACCUGUCUUCUAUCCUGUGUAGUUCACCAGUUAUCUUUGCCAAAUUAAAACCCACUGCAAUUAUUGUUAUGUACAAUGCACAUUCAAACUCUUACCAUAUUCAUUUUGAAAUAGGGAAAGAGUACACAGACUACAACUGUGUCUUGUGAUCUUGGGUCCAUUUAAAUAAUAAGGGUCCAACUGCUUAGUUCUUAUUGCCAGAUGUUGUUUUCAGGGACUUCAGUUCUUUCUUGCACCCAGUGUCCUCAUUUCGCUCUCUACAGUGCAUGAUCUCUUAAUUAUUAUGGUUUACAGACAGACCCCAUGCUUUCUUGACAAAUUUUCCCAUUCUUUCAAGAUUUUACGUAAAAGCCAUACUAUACUUUAAAGAAGGGAUAAGAAAGAAUCAUUAUCUGGUGUACAGCAGAUUGGUUAUCAGUGAAUGCAUUAAUAUAAAGUAUCUGGACUUCCUUAUCCACUCCUACUACUGAUUUCCGUGUGAUAAGUGUUUUCUUUGUGUGUUGCACAUGACAAAUCUUUUUAAUAAUAUAAUAAUAUUCUGUGUCUGUUGUCAGCCCAGUCUCUUUAUUAGAAAAUCUUAGGAUAAAAGAUUAAGAGCUGCAAAGUAUUGUCUGAAUUUCCUAGUUUCAAUUGUUUUUGCAAAGAAACAACUACUGAUUCUAAACUUUUUCCAGUUUUUUCUUCAUCAAGAAGGUGGUUUAUUUAUAGAUUAAUUUGCUUUUGAUAGCCAAGUCAAUUUGAAGAUGAUCUCAAUGCAUAGCAUACUAAUUGCAGUACUAGUGUGUGUGAAUGAAUGUGUUUGAAACAUAACAGUCACUUUCAGAACUCUUCUUUCAUUCUCUGCUUUCUUUGGUGGCAUUGGGAAUCCAUUUCACAAGUAAAAAUGAACCAGCAGUUUCCAGUUUUCAUCUUAGAUGAAUGUCAUUAUGUAUUAUCUAGCUUUAAUUUAAUCUUAAUUUCAUUGAUGAUUUAGUAGUAGAGCUUUACAUUGUAAAGGAUGGACUUUUGUCCUUUUGUGUUUCUACUAAUGAUAUAAUAUAGUUUGAUUUUUCAAAGCUUUCACUUGAAGUCAUUUAAUGUUAGUCGUAGCACUUGUUAUGCUAAUAUGAAUAGUUAGCUGCGUGAAAGUCUGUGACAUUGAAUUAAGCUCUUAAAAUAAUGGAAGGCGUUGUUACCGUAAAGGCAGAUUAACCAAGAAAGUGUGGGAUACUGGAAGAGGUGCAAGCUUCCAUAUGACCCUUCUCGUCCCAGCUGCAGAAUUGAAGGAAAAGGAUAUCUAUCUUGAGAGAGGGUAGUUUUAGGCAUUGUUUUCACUUUUUGGAGAUAGAAACAAACCUAAUGUAUUUGUCAGUACGUCUCGCUUUACUAGAAACUGGAAAGGGCAGAAUUAUAAGUAUCUCAUUUAUUAUAUUUCUUCUAUACAGUAUUUACAGGUUUCAUAUUGCUAGCAAAAAAUCACAUAGAUAUUACCACGCUAUAACUGUUUGGAGUACAUGCCUCAUUGUUCUUUUUAUUUCUUUAAAAAUGUUGUAGCAUCUCUGGUCAUUUUCUCCUAGUUAUCACUGUUUAACUUGACCUCUGUUAUGUGUACCUGUGCUGUAUCUUGAGUUUCUGUUAUUCUAAACAGGACCAGUUUAUGGUUUUGAAACCUGCUUUAUCGUAUGUGGACAAUGAAGCCUGUUGAUGUUUUUGUACUGUAGUGGGGCUUGGGAAAUUUUAUAGUUAUGUAAAGUUUAUCACAUCAAGAACAUUCCCUAGGUUUAUUAGGAGUAUGGGUGAUCUGAAAUUUUAACCUUAAAUCUUUUUAACGAAAUGGAUUCAUAGACAUAAUCUUAGGUUCAGAGUCUGUGCUGUCAGAAUUCUCUCGAUUAGAUAUUUUCAGAGCGUUCAGGUUUCUUUGCUCAGCCUCUUGGAUGUGCUUCAGAAAUUCCAGUCAGUGACUGUUGGCAGUGUAAACCCAUAACAGAUCUUCAACUCCAGCUGUUCUUGCUCUCAGGCAAGCAAGUCGUGUGUUUAUGGGGUUUCAAGCUCUCAUAUUGAGACCAAGGAAGCACUUCGUAUAGGGCAAGUUCAUAUGAAAUUUAGAAUGAAAUAAGUCUCUUGUUAAUGUAAAUUAAAUUUGGUUUUAACAGCCAAAGUAUGUCUAUUUUUUGAAGUUUUUGAAUUAGAGAAUGUAUUAAUGCAAGUACUUUUCAUUGCUCUUUGGUAAGUAUGGUUGGACUGGGAACAAUUAUUUUUUCAUAUGUAAUUGUAUGUCAGAGGUUAAUGCUUUUUUAUCAGCACUGUUCUCCAUAUUCUUAGGCUGUCAUGAAUAUACAAAAUGUCACAAACUGUUUGUUGUUACUGUCUACCUUUGGUAACACUUCAUAAAGUCUUUUAAACGUUAACUACACACCAUAUAGUACAUCAUUAAACUAUUUGAUAGUGUUUUUAUUUUUAUUACUGGAACUAGUAUUACUUUCAGACCCUAAAUGCUUAUAAAGGAAAUGGAAACUUUCAUGAUUUCACUGAGAAAGGCAAAGUGACCAAAGAUACCUUAUUAACGCAAAAUCAAAUGUAUCCCUGAUUGCUUUAAGAGGAUGAAUCAUAAUACAUUUCAAGAAAACUACUUGUAUAUACAUACUGAAAUUCACUGAAGUCUUCUAUAUACUUAUAUGUACUGCAAGAGCCAGGAGGAAGUAUUAAAAGCAUAGGUACCUAGUGCUUUUGUGUAUUUAAUAUACAUACUAAUUAUUUCAGGAUACUACUACACUGAAGAGGUGUAUGUUAAAUUCAUGAAAGUGCUUUGCUCCUAUCCCUUUUAAUACUUCCUUCUGGGCCUUGCAGUACAUUUAGUCAUGUGAUCCUUGUGAACAGUAUAGCAUACAUACAUGUUGACCUUUAAGCUUAGCAGGUGUUGCAAGACAUCUGCAGAAAACUUGUCUUGUGGCUGGAAUCCUUAUUCUUGAAGGGCCAACGUUGUUAAACAGAAUGAAACUGAUUUGUGGUCUCUACUAACGUAUUAUGAAACUCUCAGGGCUUUCAACACUAGUUACUGUAAAUAGCAAGUAAUAAAAUCAAGACCUGGAGUGAACAUCAAUUGCAUGUAAAUACAAUAUUUCCAUUAUAUUACGAAAGGAAAAUAUUCACUUCAGCUUACCUGUCCAAAGUAGUUUAUAACAAAUUAGUUUAAACAGUACACAAAGUCAUCGCCAGUCUCUUGGUACUAUCCUGUUUGUCAUUUAUUAGUUUUCUUUCAUAGUGAAGUUUGUUGACUGUAAAUGAUGACAUCAUUUACAGUCCAUUAUAUUGGUUUAAUCAUGAGACUGAUCAUGUUUGGAGGAAUUGUUUUCAUGUAUUUUUGGCAUAAUAAAAACAAUAUUUUAGAUUUCUUAUGCUCCCUUUUUCCUCACAGUUAGGUAGAUUAAUUCCCUUUCCACUCGGAGGAAAAUUUCUCUAUAAAUGAUGUAUUGUAUACUGAAAUUUGCCCAUAAUGCAAAAUCAAUGACUGUAGUAUUUAUUAUUUAGGUCUGGCCACUAUUUCUGUAUGGUUUAUAUGUACGUAUAGUAUGUUGAAAAGUGAAUAACCCAUCUCCAUUACUUUUGCAGUUGUUAUUGACAAAGGUAUGAUGAUAAAUGUUCCAAAUUUGUUGAUAACCAGGAUUAAAUGUAUCUCUAACAGUUGAGACUGUUUUGGGAAUCAUCCUUGAAGUUCAGCCACCAGUUGAAGUGUAGUGUGAAUUAGGAUUAAGACGAAUUCCUUGUAUUUCGUAUACAAACCUUGCCCUGUUAUAUUAUAAAACUAUUAACAGGAUUGCUCGAUGUUAUGGGUUCAUAAAAGAAAUAUUUCUGAUGUGAUAAAGAUGACAAAAACUCUGUGGCAUGCAGUGUCAUAUGAGUCCUUCGGUUGCCUUUGAACUUCCAUGUUUUUGUGUGCUUUUAAGUGUUUUCGUCUAGUUUUUAACAGAAUAUUUAACUUUCAUUGCAAAAAUAAUUUGGUGGUUUGUAUUUGCAUAAAGCUUUUUCUCCUUGAACUUCCUUCCUCUUGACUUUGAAUUAAUUUUAUAUUUAUACCAUGCAUGUAUAAAGGAUAAUUUCAAAUAUGGUUUUACUUUGUAUUUCUACUUUGAGUCUUGUUCAGCAAGAACAGGAGGUUUGUCAUGGGACCAUUCUACACUUUUUCAUUGUUGUAAUAUUUAUAUUGAGAACUUUCUUCAUAGGUAUAGACUCCAGGAAGAACAAAUAGGAACUACAGUAUAUAUGACAUUUAUCAUUUUUAUAAUCAUUAUAACUCAGCAUAAUGGUGUCACCAGCAGAUGGGGAUAAUUUCAUAAUGCUUGUGUACAGUAUUUCAAUUUCUAUAAGGGUUAGUCUACUAUAGAAACAGGCUUGAAAUUCUGUAAUUAACUUUUAUUAGCCGUAUUCAUAAUUGUAAACAUUACCCAAAAAUUAUCGAUUACCUUGAAAGGGGAAAUAUUACUCAUUUAGUUCUUGCAUUUUGUAGGUAGAUGUUAUGACUCCUUUCCUAGACUACUGACAAAGCUGUAGAGACUUUUGUUUCAAGAUUUCCAUUGAAACUCGGUACUCGUAAAUGCCCUGAUUAUAUCUGAUUUAAGAAUUAUCAUGUAAGAGUACAGGGAUGGGAGUAGAAGCUGUAGACAAUCUAGUAUAUUCAGUAAUGACAACGCAGGCCUUUGCCAAAGGACUAUGUAUCAUUCUUUGCUUUAGAUUUUUUCAUACUAUUCCUUAAGAUCACAUCAGUGUAUACAUUCAAAACUCAACAAGCAUUACACUACCAAAUGGCCUACAUAUCAAGCAUUGUUCUGAGUUUGUUUCAGGAUAGUUUAACAAAUUACAAAUUACUUAGCAUUUGGUUAGGACUUUUUUCGGUACAGGUUAAAGAAGUGGAGUUAUGGAAUAUAAAAUUUCCGUUCGUACAAUUUGUUUGUCAACUCUAUUGUUUAGAUGUUUUCAUUAUGUAAAAUAUAACUCCUUUUAAAGUUGUGCACAGGAAUACAAAAGUCACAAGAUCAUAAAUCAAGAGGUUGGUUUCUUGUGUCAUACAAGUGAGUUUUAAUAAAUGCUGGAGCCUGGUAGUUGCUUACAGCAACCAACGCAGUGCUUAGAAUUCUAUACAGUAUGUGAGUUGUUCCUCCUACAAGGUAAUUUUGUCUGUUAAAGGAAGGUGAAAAGUUGAAACAUGUGAGAUACUAGUCAGGAUGGUAUCGAUUCUUAUGUUAUUGUGCUGUGUCAAAAAAUCAUAAUUUUCUUUCACAUACACUUAAAGGUUUUCUUUCAAAACUGCUCGUCAGCAGAUUGACUAAAAAACGAGGCUUGGUCAAAUCUUGUUCUUUAUAAUGGAUGGAAUUAAAAACAAGAAAUAAAUUAUGUAAAGAA
Molecule: messenger RNA, 11293 nt
Organism: Macrobrachium nipponense
Lineage: Eukaryota; Metazoa; Arthropoda; Malacostraca; Decapoda; Palaemonidae
Gene: Rab30
Product: ras-related protein Rab-30-like
Exons: 7
Coding region: 366-1019 (217 amino acids)
Molecular function (GO): GTP binding; GTPase activity
Source: RefSeq, a predicted model, not a curated record